CUCGUCCUUUCUCGGGAUCGGCCCUCGGGCGGCGGUGGAGGAGUGGGCAGCCCGGAGCCCCGCGGAUGGAGGGGUCGGAGAGGAGGGAGGCUCCCGGCCGGGGGGCGGGGGCCGAGGCGCGCCUGGAAGGGGAGCUGAGGGAGAGGCGUGGGAGACCUCGGCGCGGGGAUCGCGGCCGGGCUGCGGGGCCGCUCUGGGAGGCCGAGGGGCGGCCGGGGAGCCGGCACGAUUGCGGACGAGGGCUGAGUUGGGAAUGGAGUGGAGAUGAUGCAGGAUGGAGGGCAGCGAAGGAAGGGGAGGGGGCAGGGGAAAUGGAGGAGUGGCUGGGAAUCGGUGAGGAGCGGCAGGAAGGGAUGGGGAGGCUGGUGGGGCUGCAGAAGAUCAGAAUGAGCGGGAAGGUGAGCAGUCGGGAAGAAAUGCCAAGCUCGCGGGUUCGGCGAGGGUGUCCAUUAGGAGAACUGGCCACUUGACAUGUCCUUUGAGCUCAGGUUCCUGCUGUGUCUGUCACCCGUUUUUCUGGCGUUGGGUGGGAAAGCGAAAGCAUCCCCUGCCCCGGUUGCUAGCUUGACCGCCUUCACAGGCCCAAGCACGCAGCGGACUGCCGUUCAUCCCUGUUAGGGCCAUGGCCUUGAUGCAUCGUUUUCAGGGAGUUUAGAGGGGCACUGUGACACCCCGCCUUUCUUCAGGAUCAGAUGUUAGCAGUUACCCCCGAGAGACACGGUGUCCCCUUGCCUUUCAGUUCAAGGUAAAGCCGUCGUUGAUUCACAUUUCCCUUUUCUGUACUGACUUUCCAUCUUGCAAAUCUCCAAAGCCGGGGGGAUGCUGGCUGUACCAGAGCUGUGAGUGAGGGGCUAUCCUUGAGAGGUAAUGCUCCCUACAGCAGCAUGUCCAGCUCUUCCUCCACAUGAUGGUGGGUUAGACGUGGAGAGCCGCCUCCAACCUUGUGUAGGUCAGGUCGGUAAACACCAGGGAGUGGAGGAGGGGGACUUCCUUGAAAUAUCUAGUGUGAAGGAUGUUUUCACUUGAGUUCCCUAAAGAUUCAUGAUCCUGGUAAUCACAAGGACACACACCCACACAAUUCAUAGUGUUUGAGAAUUAACGAGAAUAUAUUGUAAAAGGAGAAAUAGGACAGGUCAUCUUACUCAGGUUUGUACACUGAGCAAGCCUUCCUUCCUCCACCCUAGCUACAGAUGGCAGCCCUGAUGAUCUUACUGGAGGUUUGGGUCCCUUGACCUUUAGCAGAAGGUUGGGUUCCAGUUGAGCGGAGAGGCUUUCUCCUGUGAGAUGUAUCUUGUCUUAUUUUCUUUUUUUAAUUCAUUUAAGAGAGAGGCUUAAAAUACCUAAACUUUGCAAAUAUAUUCUGCAUCCACAAAAUUGGGCGGGGGUCCCUUUUGCUAGUCUCAUAUUCUGGUUUUAAGGGAAUCCUCAUAGGCCUGGAAAGGCUUAGAUCUAGUGCUAAAGUGCACAUACGCUGUAGAUCUAUUUUGUUUGGUGCCAGCCUAAUAGCUUCUACGUUCUGUGGAAACCUCUGGGAAAUGUUCAGCCUGAAACACUUGAGAAGAGACUGUAAAGCAUGUAGCCAGAAAGUGUCAGCUGACCUUUCAUUUCACGGGCAUUUUAAAGCUUUUCUAGAGGUUUGCAUUGUUUUCUCAAAAGCAUUUGUUGUUUGAGCUGCUCAUUUUGACAGGUAACUGUCAGUUAUUGCCUGCAUUGCUAGUCUCACCUUGAUUACUUCUGUAUGGGUUUAAGUGCUGGGAGCAUAACUUAUAAGUGUUUCUCUUGAGCACACACAUUGAUCCUCUGCCAGUUGAGAGGUGGGAACGACUGGUUUCUAAUUGUGGUUUGAAAGGAGGUUGAUUUGAUAAAUUGGAAAAUGUGGAACCUAUUCUAGUUGUAAAGCAAAAGCUCUCCCGGUUUAUUCUUGGUGCCCAGUGAACAUCUUUAUCUAACAAGUUACGUUCACACCAGAGAGCUGGACAAGGAGACCUGGACUGAAAUUUAAACUUACAUUGGUUGUCAGGACAGAAUCGACGGAGUUAUUUUAUUUUAAUAAUGGAGUUAAUGUCAGAGAACAUGAUGCUAACAGACCCUGUGUAGGGUGAAGAGAACUAGUAUGCAUGUUAUUUACACAUAUAGCCAUAGAUUAUUCUCAGGCAUUUUAAGGAAAAUAUUUUUCUCGUGGGUUUCACAUCUUUUUAUUUUUCGUCCUUACCUACCCUUUGUCAUUGCCCAGAAACCAGCAUUCCCGGAGUGGAAGGGGAAAGACAUAGAUAAAAGGGUGAAGGAGAAUGGAGUAAGCAGCCAGCAAUCCUCGCUGCACCAGAGUGCACAAACAUUAACCUAACAGAAAUGACACUCCUAAGGGCAGCGGGGUGAAGUCAGUGGAGCAUUUUGAUGGUAAAGAGGAUUUGGGCCCUAGCCAAUUUGGUUCAGUGGUUAGAGUGUCGGCCCUGGAACUGAAGGGUCGUGGCUUGAUUCUGGUCAAGGGCAUGGACCUCGGUUGUAGGCUCCACCAAUUGAUGGCUCACAUCGAUGUUGUCUCUCCCCCUUCCUUCCACUCUCUCUAAGAAUCAAUGGAAAAAAUACCUUCGGGUGAGGAUUAACAACAACAAAAAAGGUUUGGCCCAUACCCAGUGUCAUUCAGCGCUUAAAGAGAAAUAUUCAAAGGGAAUCCACACUGCCAGAGCGAAGGGGACCCCCAGGAAAGAACCAGAAGUGCAUAUCAUAAAUCCUGGAGUAAUUCCAGGCUGAAGAGAAGGACACUUUCCUAGUAGCAUCACUAGCUGGAUCUCAGUUAAAACUGAAGCUGGACUUACAACCUUUCUGAGAAAGCAGAUUUCCAGCUCAGUUUGAGUUUUCAUGUGGUUGACAAGUUUUUUAACGGGAGGAAAAAUAAAAUUUAGUGGUUAACAUUAUUCUUUUUUUUUUUACUCACCCACAUAAGUACUUAAUUGCAAAGGUUUCUCCCCCACCCUCAGAAUAGAAUGGAAUGAGAAAUUUGUUAGUUAACAGAUACCCUUAAACCAUCGCUAUUCUUAACCCAUGAACAGACCUCGGCUCUUUCCUUCUUACCAUGUCCUAGGAAUGUGACCUCUGAUGGCAAGAUCAGUAACCUGGAGACCAGCAUUGGUACUUUGGGCUCAUUUUUAAAUUUAAUUACAACUCUUAUCAAGUAUUUGAUCCCUCACUACCCCCUCCCCCCAUUCCCCCACUCCCUAGCCAGAUUUAUUUCAGGAAUGUGCUUGUCUGAGACCUAUAUGGCUGAUGUUUCUUAAGUCCAUCUUGUGACUUAAAAAGAAUCCUCAUGCACCUGGCGACCUGGGGGUGAACAGGGGCUUUGGGGCCAACGCGGCGGGCUCCCCAAGGAAACCCCUUUGAAACCAAUGGAUGCAUUCACGGGCUCGGGUCUCAAGAGGAAGUUUGAUGAUGUGGAUGUGGGCUCAUCAGUGUCCAACUCCGAUGAUGAGAUCUCCAGCAGUGACAGUGCCGACAGCUGCGACAGCCUCAAUCCUCCUACGACUGCCAGCUUCACCCCCACCUCCAUCCUGAAGCGGCAGAAGCAGCUACGGAGGAAGAAUGUGCGCUUUGACCAGGUGACUGUGUACUACUUCGCCCGGCGCCAGGGCUUCACCAGUGUGCCCAGCCAGGGGGGUAGCUCCCUGGGCAUGGCCCAGCGCCAUAACUCCGUGCGCAGCUACACGCUCUGCGAGUUUGCUCAAGAGCAGGAGGUGAACCAUCGGGAGAUUCUCCGUGAGCACCUGAAGGAGGAGAAACUCCACGCCAAGAAGAUGAAGCUGACCAAGAAUGGGACAGUGGAGUCAGUGGAGGCCGACGGCCUGACACUGGACGAUGUUUCCGACGAAGACAUCGAUGUGGAAAAUGUGGAGGUGGACGAUUACUUCUUCCUACAGCCCCUGCCCACCAAACGGCGACGGGCCCUGCUCCGGGCCUCCGGGGUCCACCGCAUUGAUGCCGAAGAGAAGCAGGAACUUCGAGCCAUCCGCCUGUCACGGGAAGAGUGUGGGUGUGACUGUCGGCUGUACUGUGACCCGGAAGCGUGUGCCUGUAGCCAGGCUGGGAUUAAAUGCCAGGUGGAUCGCAUGUCCUUUCCAUGUGGCUGCUCCCGGGAUGGCUGUGGGAACAUGGCUGGGCGCAUCGAAUUUAAUCCGAUCAGAGUUCGGACGCAUUACCUCCACACCAUCAUGAAGCUGGAGCUGGAGAGCAAGCGGCAGGUGAGCCGCCCGCCCGCCCCAGAGGAGGAGCCCUCGCCCACCGCCAGCGGCAGCCCGACAGGAGCCCAGGGCUCCGAGACACAGGACUUCCAGGAGUUCAUUGCUGAGAAUGAGACUGCAGUGAUGCACCUACAGAGUGCGGAGGAACUGGAGCGGCUCAAGGCAGAGGAAGACUCCAGUGGCUCUAGUGCCAGCAUGGACUCCAGCAUAGAGAGCCUGGGCGUGUGUAUCCUGGAGGAGCCCCUGGCUGUUCCUGAGGAGCUGUGCCCAGGCCUGACGGCUCCCAUUCUCAUCCAGGCUCAGCUGACCCCAGGCUCCUCCGUCCUGUGUUUUGCUGAGAACGCGGACCACCCAACUGCCUCAGCAGCGACCAGCCCAUCCUACUUGAACAGCGGGCCCCUGGUCUAUUACCAGGUGGAGCAGAGGCCAGUCCUGGGGGUGAAAGGAGAGCCUAGUCCAGGAGAAGCCCCACCCUCUCCCCCCAAGGAGAAGGAUCUCAAUGUCUUCUCUGUCCCUGUUACCUCACUGGUGGCUUGUAGCCCCACAGACCCAGCCCUGUGUCAACCAGAGGCAGGGAAAGCAUCCACUCUAGAAGCACUGGUGCCCGAAGAUUGUAUCCCUGAGGAGCGGGAGAAUGAAGACUUCCGCCCCUCGUGGUUGCCCUCAAACCUCCCCUUCGGCACGGACAGCGAAGAGGGCUGUGGGGUAGAGAAGACCUCACAGCCCAGCGAGGACCGGCCCCCUGAAGAUUCGUCCCUGGACCUCCCUCUGGCAGUGUGAUGCGGGCAUGCAGAUUCUGCCUCUUACCCGUUCUCUAUUUAUUCCCUUAUUUUAUCUAACACCAUUUCAGAACAAAACCGUAGAAGCAGCUGCUGCUCCCAUGUUAUUUUAUUGGGGUCUUUGGGGGGGCGGGUGGGAAAGGAUUGUUUAUACAGUAUUUUUUAAAGGUAAACAGAACCAAGGAGACCAGCCCCAGCUUGGUCUGGGGACAUUCUUGGGGCAGAGAAGGCCACACAGUGCUGAAUACUGUUUUCUGGGCCAUUGGAACAAAGAACUAGGAUCUCAUAGGAGACACUAGGUAAUUCAAGCAGCUAUUCUUUUCACAGGGAUCAGAAUACAUAAUUUGAACAGCACGGCAAAGCCCCUCUCCUAAGCUCCAGGCGGAUACAAGCUCCUUUUUCUCAGUGGUUACUGAUAUCCCAUUUUGGUGUGUUAUCCAGUUGGAAAUGUCACCUGGAGAGGAGGGGGGAGAAGGGUCUCCACUUCUGUACAAAACCAGGAUUUUAAAAAAUUUAACCUGCCUUCCCCAACCCCCUAUUUGGUAAAUAAGUUAAUAUUUGACAUGUUUGGUGUUCUCUGACCUGUUCCCCACACUGGGGAUUCCUGGUCUGUAACUUGAAUUAUUUCUUUCUCAUGUUCUUAGGUACUAGAGUUUAACUUGUCUGUCUCCCUACCCCCCGCCCCGCCACACACACCCCCCUCCCUUUGAAGAAAAAGAGCUAUAUUGGCUGGGGAUGUGGUAUAAAGAGCUUGUGUCUUCUGUGUGCGUCCGACAGUAGCUGUCGGGCAGCUCUAGGCUGAGCUCACACGUCCCAUGUGAGGCACAUGGAGCGUGAAGUGUGUCCAAAGGAGGCAGCAGGAAGUUUGCUGUCUGGAAAGAUGAGGACUUCGUGCCAUGCUUACGGUCACCCAGGUGUUCCCCCCCCCCCCCCCCCUUGGGGAGAUUUGAGCUUUAAAGGAAUAUAGGAUGUGGCAUUCUAAGGUCACCAGGUUUUUUUUUGUUUUUUGUUUCUAUAUCCUUGGUGGUCCUUGGAUAUACAGGGUUGGAGAGUUCUUUUACUAUUCUAGUUCACUCCCAAGAAUUGCAAAUAUUAGACUGCUCCAUCUUGAUAUCUGAAAAUCAGAAGUCAAAUCAAUUGCUAAAUGUUACAUAUAACUCCCAGGUUCCAAAGAAGUCAAGUUCUGAUGAUAAAGCUUUGAGGUCUAGAGCAGGACUCCAGUUCAGUUCUUGCCUCCAUCUGGGGACUCCUUCCUUUUCCUCUCGUGUCCACCUAUGUUCCUGGAUGUGCUCCAUUGACCACCACUGAAUUCACGAGCAAAGUUGUCCCUGUCUCUGUUUUAAAGUGGCGGCAGCAGGAAACAGCACCCUGGCAUCCCUUACGCCAUGCUUUGCCUCUGGUAUGGUUUAUUAACCAGGAAAGAACAAAGUGAAAAUGUUUUUGGUGGGGGAGAUAACUAUUCUUACUUAUCUCCAUCAUAAAGCCUUCUCUUGUGGGAUAUUAUAGCCCUGGUGUCUUAAAGCAACCUUCAUGUAUAUCAGCGUUUUACCUAUAAAAUCACUAAACUGAGCCUACUAGGCCUUUUACUUAAUAGAUACAUCUGUGACCCAUUCUUCCUCCCGUUGGUUUUUUGCAGGGUUUGGAGAGUUCUUCAGUAUAUAGGUCCUUAGCACUCUCCAGACUCAUAAGACAGAGUUGAGAGUCUUAGGUACUGAGAUCUAGAUGCUGUCCCAAGCUGAGCUGCUGCACUCCCUUAGACUGGUCCCCUCAAAUACAAGACUGAAGCUUAACUGGGAAUAGGACUCAAUGGAGAAGAAUCUUUCUGAAAGUUUGUGUUGAAAGGGGAGGGUGAGCAUUGUACAUUCCCUCCUUAGGAAGAAUUCCUAAUCUAAGAAGUGAUUCCAGGUGCUCAAUAAGAGACACAUUAUUAGCCUUUGGGAUCAAAACAAGAAUUUGAAUCUAUUAAACUCAUUGCCAACCCCCAAAAUUAUGAUUUUUCUGAAGAAACUAGUUUCUUAAUCUAAAUUUUACAUUAACCCUAUAAUUGAUUCACACUGAUCCCAAGCUUUUAAAUGCUAAGUGUCGGCAUUUAGCAUUAACUGUCUUGUUAAGCAAAGGGCCUUUUCUACAAUCUCGUCCAUCUCAUUUCUGGUGCUACUCGAGUUGGACACAAUUAGAGCUCAUGGUUGCUAGAAAAGCUAGGCCUCUGAUCACAGAAGCAGAUAGCUUCAACCCCACUCAGUCCAGGCCUAGAUAAAAGAAAUUACUUUUUAUCGCAACUCAUUCCUUUCUCACUGUAUACAGGUAGUAUUUUCAAUGUGAAUCCAAAGCUUGUCUGGUUCUCUGGAAACAAAUUUUUUUUUUUUUUUUGCCUUUCAGGUCCUUCACAUUGUGAUAAUGUUGUAUUUAAAGAGACUAUUUAAAUGUAAUAUUAAAGAAAUAUUCAAAAGAAUGGUGUGUUACUCUUGAUCUUGGCAGACCACAAUCCAGUUACUUGUUAGAAAAAGGAUGCCUCUCCAGCCUUAUAAAAUUAAUUAGGUCAGUUAGGGAUUAAUGUCAACAACAGAGGUGUUUUAUGAUGGAAAAACAGAAUGUUCUCUUUGGAGCAUCAAGAGCUUGACUUGCCUCCUAUGCGCUUAUGCACCUCAUUGGCUGAAACAGCCUUCAUCCUGCCCUGCUGAAGCUUUCCCUGUCUGUAGUCCCCACUCUAAUUUCUAAUUUCAUUACUUUCUAUGUGUAUGUACAAUUUCCUAUUCCUAGUUAGCAUUUAAAAUCCAGCAAGAGGAUCAACUCAAAUCAGUUCAUAACUUCCAUCCCAUCAGAAAGUUCUAUUCCAACCAAUUCUCUCCCCAAAAGUCAGGUUAUGAGUCUUGUAAAGGAGCCUUAGCAAAAUGAUUAAAGUAUGCAUAAGUGAAUUGCCAGCCACUGAUUUCAGACAGUCUUUACUUGGGUUAAAAACGGCUUCAUGCAUUUACAGUAAGUUACUACAGGCCACUGAUGUACCUUCACAGACAAAAGCUAAGCCCAACCUACUAUCUUGAUGCAGAUCUCCUGGUUUCCUGGGCGGGUUAGUAUGGUACAGGUUUGAUCCAUGGCCAAAGGCAGCCAUUUUCAGUUAAAGUUGGAUGGCUGCAACACAAUGGAGGUAGCGAAGAGUUUAAGAUCCACAGGUUGUGGCACAGACCAGAAAGUAAGACAAGGGUGUGAAGGCUAUAAAUAUUGGGUAAGCAGUCAAGAAGGACUUGUAGUUCCGUGUAUCUUGUCCAUUAGAAUGUUCCCAUACGUUAUUCACUAAAAAAAAGUAAUGGUGGUAAAAGGAUUUGAAAAGGAAAGAGGUUAACCCACUGAGGGGGACAAAAAAAUUCCUAUUUUUGGUCAUCUCAGGGUUGAGGGGAGCAUCAUAGUGCAUGCAUGUAAGUGCUCUAGUUUAAGUAGUGCUGUUCCCCUCACCGGCCAGAAAAUGGCUUGAACAAAAACAGCUCAAAAGACUAUGGCAGUGAAUAAGUCCUAGGCCAAAUGAGGAUUCCCACCUGGGCCGAAGCUCACUUCCCAGAAUCUGAAAUUAGCAUAUUACAGUAACAGCCUAGUACAGUGGCUGCUUCCAGUGUCAGUUAAUUCCAAGGAAGUUGGGAUGAAGCUCCCAAGGGCUACCCCUGGUAAGAGGUUUGUUUCAGUUCCAGCUCCCACGAGUGUACACACUGAAGCUUGUGGCACCAGCUCCUCGGUCUCACAGGCUAACAGGGCACCCAGACUGCCGACAGUGCUGUUUGGUCCCACGCUGCUGGACUGUGACGGCAGGACAAUGCCAUCGCUCCAUGCUCACUCAGCGCCUUGUCCCAAUGUAGUUGGUGGAAAGCAGGACCACGUUGUGUAGCAAAAGAGACAGCUCAGUUUCUGAAAACACCAUCAGUGUUAAUGGUUUAGCCAGGGAACAGUCUGCCUUCUAACUGCCUUGGUUUACAGGUGUUGAAAUUGGAGGUGGGAAGCCCAGUGCAGGGAAGUAUGACGUUAAGGGGCUGUUGUUCUCAAGUUCCCCUUCUUCAUCCAGUAUCUGCAUGUAUGCUUUUCUUUCCUUCCACCACAUAUGCCUACCUACUCAUCCUCAUUUCUGGACUCUCCUGUGACAGCAGUAGAAAAUGCAGAGAUAGUAAUGGUACUAAACAUCACUGCCACCCUUGGGGUUCUUCUGGUAGAAGCUGGUGCUCUGGGGACAUUUCUCAGCUCUACGGAGAUUAGCAGGCCUACCCUCAUAUUCACAGGCUUAAAAAACAUCAAGGCCUACCUAGCCAAAGGUUCCAAACAGGGGGCCCACCAGCCUAAUAACUACGCUUAGAAACUUUCUGAUCAGCCAGCUGAGCGGUUUUGUUUUUAUUUUGAAUUUAAACUAGUACUUCUCAACUAGGACAAUUUGGCUCUCCCCUCAACUGGGACAACUGGCAAUGUCUGGAGACACUUUGGAUUGUCAGAACUGGGGCGAGGGGGUACUGCUGGCAUCCAAUGGCUAUAGGCCAGGAAUGUUGCUAAACAUCCUAUAAUGCCCAGGACAACCCUCAGGAUAAAGUUUCAAUAAGGCCAAGGUUGAGAAACUGCUUUAGACAAGCAUGUGCUCAUGCCCGUGCUCCCACAAUCCCCACUACUCACUCCAUCUUGCAUGGUCCACUUCGUGACCUGCUUGUAGGCUAAUGAGUCUGUGCCUUUCAUUUAGACAUACAGGUAGAUAAGGGUCUCAAUAAUUAACUCCAAAAUAAUCUUAGAAUAAAAUACAAAAAUGACUUGGAUUUUGGUUAUGCAAUAGGGGUUUGUCUAACCUUUCAGGUUGCAGGAAAUCUGCAGCCAUUCUGCCAGCCAAGUUCGACACCGCUCUUCAGCAAUAAGGGUAGAAUUCAAGCCACGAAGAUAACAAGCCUGUAACACUCAGAAGAGAAAGGUCCUUAAUAAUCAGAGCGAGUAUGCCAAGGAAGUGUAAACCUACAACCCCAAAUCUCCUUUAAAUUAAGUUACAACCUCAUCCCAAGAGAAUGGCAUUCUCCAUAGCAAUCUGAACUAUGAUGACAAGCAAAGAGGCCUAUAUAAUCUAAAACAGUAGGUCUAAAGUAGAAUGCCUUUUUUUUUUUAAUCCUCACCCAAGGAUAUUUUCUCCAUUGAGUAUUUUAGAGAGUGGAAGGGAGGAAGUGGACGGGAGAGAAAGAGAAACAUUGACGUGAGAGACACAUCAGUUGGCUGCCUUCUGCACGCGCCCCGACCUGGGCUGGGGAUUGAGGCUGCAAACAAGGUAUGUGCCUUCAGUCCAUGGGCCGGUGCUCUAACCACUAAGCAAAAUCGGCCAGGACUAACGUCCUUGGUUUUUGGUGUUUUUUUU
Myotis daubentonii (Daubenton's bat) is the source of this 10370-nucleotide messenger RNA. It is a transcript of the gene CSRNP2, whose product is annotated as cysteine and serine rich nuclear protein 2. Gene Ontology annotation, molecular function: DNA-binding transcription factor activity, RNA polymerase II-specific; sequence-specific DNA binding. Bases 3384 to 5012 code for a protein of 542 amino acids. NCBI's taxonomy places the organism in Eukaryota, Metazoa, Chordata, Mammalia, Chiroptera, Vespertilionidae. Gene Ontology annotation, cellular component: nucleus. Gene Ontology annotation, biological process: regulation of transcription by RNA polymerase II. The transcript is spliced from 5 exons. The record is from RefSeq and is a predicted model, not a curated record.